CGUGGGUCAACAGCACCCUCUAUAAAUAUCACCACAACCCGGGCACUGGGUUCAGUUCCAGAAGAGUGGAGGUUGGAUGCAAACACAAAGGCUGUACAUUCCCUGUCUCUGGCUGGCCCAUGAUGGCUUUUUCAGCACAGGUCUCACAAGAUGACAGCUAUGAACGUGAGGUCUCCGUGGGGCUGGCGUCGCUGGUGUCUCUGGCCAAGUGCCUGGCCCACAAGGGGACAGACCCGGACAAGCAUGAGAAGAUAAAGGGACACUGCAGAGAGGCUUUGGGGACAAUGAAGGCUGCGGAGAAGGCGUUAGAAGCCCACAGGAGUGCCAUCAGUGACCGAAUCGGGGAAGGGCACAUCAGAACGAAAGAGCUGGCAGAUGAGCAGAAGCAAAAGGCAACGAAGCUCAUUCAGCUGGAGAUUCAAUUGGAGAACUGUGAGCAGACGUACUUUCGCAUCCAAGACAAGGUGACUGUGGCUGAGACCCACCUGCAGGAGCUGACGACACUGCUGAGGAAGGCGAGAAGGGAGGAGAAGUGUUUUAAAACCCUUUCCAACAUCACCCUGGUGCUCCUGCCUCUUUACAGUCUUCUAGUUUCGAUGAAAUUCUUCCAAGAAGCUCUCCAAGUGACCGAUACGCAGCCACUUUUCCUCUCUGCUAGCAUCGUGACCAUCGUCUGCCAGGUCUCUAUGUGGGUUGCACAGAAAGCCGGCCUGGAGCUGCAAAAAGCCAUCGACCAGUACCAAGUGCAUAUCUCCGACUAUAAAAAGGAGGGCUAUGCAUGUGACAAAGAGAAGGCAGAAAUUAAGGAGAAGAUUGAGGACUUCACAGCUGGACAGGAGAAAAUUAAAGAAGCCAGCAAUGAACUAGGAAAGCUUUUAAAAGUGCUGCAGGAAAAGAAGCAUGAACUAGAAAAACACAUGCCAUUUGUGAGAAUGCUGACAGAGAAGGUCGACACGCUAGAAUCAUACAUCGAUGAUCCCUCAGACUAUGAAUUUGCCACCAUAGUUUUGGAGGAGAUUAAUCAGUUAGUGCUGUUAGCAGUGGGAAAGGGAGGACCGGGGGGCUUGGGGUUCUCUGAUAAAGAAGCAAUAAAGAAAAUAGCUGAGGAACUAAACCGUGUCACUCAAAAGCUUAAGGAGGGCUUCUGCCCAAUCACAGUCUCCCAGCGCCGGUAA
This is a messenger RNA of Pelodiscus sinensis (Chinese soft-shelled turtle), 1175 nucleotides long. The record is from RefSeq and is a predicted model, not a curated record. Lineage: Eukaryota; Metazoa; Chordata; Testudines; Trionychidae.